GCUGCUCGGCGCUUUCGCGUAACGCGGAAGCAGCAUGGCGUCAAACGGCAGCAGCAGCGAGAGGCAGCGAGUUGCACAGCACAGAUUGAGAAUCAUCGCUGGACAUUUGCAGAAAGAUGAGGACCGGGAGGCGACGCGGAUCGCUGCACACGCUUGCAAAGCCAAAGCGACUGAUACGGAUGAGGCGAUAACCAGGAGGGUGCCCAGAAAGAGGCAGGAGGUGAUGAAGUGGAACGGCUGGGGAUACAGCGACUCCAGAUUCCUCUUCAACAAGAAAGGAGAGGCGGAGUUCACCGGGAAGAGGUACCGACUGAGCGGCUUGAUAUUGCCCAGUUUGAAGGACUGGUUUGAAGGCACAUUCGGAGCAAGCCUGCAGUACAAAACCCCAGCCACAACGAAUCUAAACACCAGUGCGGUCCCUCCGCCCUUUCUGAACGAGGCCUUCGUCCAGGACCUGAAGGCCACUGAAAUCCCCUUCUCCCUGGAGGCUGAGGACCGUGUGUUCCGUUCCCAUGGUCACUGCUUGCACGAAAUCUUUGCUCUGCGUGAUGGCAAAUUUGGGCGUGCUCCUGACAUGGUGGUUUGGCCAAAUUGUCAUGACGACGUGGUGAAAAUCGUGGAGCUGGCCUGCCAACAUGAUGUGUGUCUGAUACCAUAUGGAGGCGGAACGAGUGUGUCCAGCGCCCUGGAGUGCCCUCCGGAAGAGACGCGCUCCGUCAUCUCCUUGGAUACCUCGCAAAUGAAUCGAAUAUUGUGGAUUGAUGAGAAGAAUCUAACAGCACGGAUUGAAGCUGGCAUAAUCGGACAAGACUUGGAAAGACUGCUCAAUAAGAGUGGCUACUGUACAGGCCACGAGCCCGACUCCAUGGAGUUCAGCUCUCUGGGUGGCUGGGUGGCCACCAGGGCAUCGGGCAUGAAGAAGAACAUCUACGGCAACAUCGAAGACCUGGUGGUCCAGGUAAAGAUGGUGACCCCUCGGGGAGUGAUCGAAAAGAGCUGCCUGGGCCCACGCACCUCCACCGGGCCUGACGUCCACCACUUCAUCCUGGGCUCCGAGGGAACGCUGGGUGUUGUGACCGAAGUAACGAUGAAGAUCCGCCCUCUCCCAGAAUACCAGAAGUAUGGGUCUGUGGUCUUCCCCAAUUUCGAGCAAGGAGUGGCCUGCUUGAGAGAAGUCGCAAAACACAGGUGUGCCCCUGCAUCCAUCCGGCUAAUGGAUAAUGAACAGUUUCACUUUGGGCAUGCGCUCAAACCUCAGGUCUCUUCGAUAUUCACGUCGUUUUUGGACGGGCUUAAAAAAUUCUACAUCACAAAGUUCAAAGGUUUUGACCCCCAUCGCCUGUGUGUGGCCACCUUGCUGUUUGAGGGGGACCGGGAGAGGGUCCUUCAGCAUGAGAAGCAAGUGUACGACAUCGCCUCCAAAUUUGGGGGCCUGGCAGCCGGAGAGGACAAUGGGCAGAGGGGAUACAUGCUGACCUUCGUCAUCGCUUACCUCCGGGAUUUGGGGAUGGAUUACUCAGUGAUCGGGGAGUCAUUUGAGACUUCAGUACCAUGGGACAGGGUCCUGGAUCUUUGCAGGAAUGUCAAAGAGCGCAUUGUGAGAGAGUGCAAAGAGAGGGGUGUCCAGUUCUCACCCCUGUCCACAUGCAGAGUGACUCAGACCUACGAUGCUGGUGCCUGUGUUUACUUCUACUUUGCCUUCAACUACAGAGGACUCGGAGACCCCAUCCACGUGUAUGAGCAAGUGGAGCAUGCUGCCAGAGAGGAGAUCCUGGCCAAUGGAGGGAGCCUCUCGCACCACCAUGGAGUGGGGAAGCUGAGGAAGCCGUGGAUGCGGGACGCCGUCUCCGGCGUGGGAAUGGGCAUGCUCAGGGCGGUUAAGGAGUACGUCGACCCAAAGAACAUCUUCGGCAACCGAAACCUCCUGUGACCCGGUGUCUUCCUCUUCGGUCCAGACACCCAUUUUCUCACAGCAUCCAGUGGAGUUCGACACAGCAAACAUAAUAAAAAAAAAAAACAAAAAACAGUAUAUCAGUUUUCCAGAGCUGACAGCCGGGGCCUUUGUGGCGUGGAUAGGCCUGCUGUUUGUAGCGUGUGGCUGUGAGCUGCAUCGCAGUUCCACUCUUCCACUGAGUAUCAGCGUGCUGUACAAUUACACGGAAACACAAGCCUGUUAUGCACAUAGGCACUUCCAAAACUGUGACAGUGGUUAACCCUGCCGCUGUUCUGUCAUUGGCCCGCCUCUGUUCUCCUGCACUGCUCACCUGGCAGAGACGUUAAACCAUGAAAACCUGCAGGUGUUUUCACUGCACUUCAUUAG
Molecule: messenger RNA, 2320 nt
Organism: Megalops cyprinoides (Indo-Pacific tarpon)
Lineage: Eukaryota; Metazoa; Chordata; Actinopteri; Elopiformes; Megalopidae
Product: alkyldihydroxyacetonephosphate synthase, peroxisomal-like
Exons: 20
Coding region: 35-1930 (631 amino acids)
Biological process (GO): lipid biosynthetic process
Molecular function (GO): FAD binding; alkylglycerone-phosphate synthase activity
Source: RefSeq, a predicted model, not a curated record